This is a messenger RNA of Kuraishia capsulata CBS 1993, 426 nucleotides long. RefSeq lists its product as uncharacterized. The record is from RefSeq and is a predicted model, not a curated record. The coding region runs from base 1 to 426 and encodes 141 amino acids. Gene Ontology annotation, molecular function: protein tyrosine phosphatase activity. The transcript is spliced from 2 exons. Gene Ontology annotation, cellular component: cytoplasm; nucleus. Lineage: Eukaryota; Fungi; Ascomycota; Pichiomycetes; Pichiales; Pichiaceae.
AUGCCCACAGUUGCGGAUAUAAAAUACUUAGAACCAACGACUCUGCGGAAUUGGCUCCGUCAAGGGUGUAGUGCCACGGGAUCCAAGUUCUUGGUGGUUGAUGUUAGAGACUUUGACUAUGUUGGGGGCCACAUUAAAAACGGAAGAAAUUUGCCUGCAAACACGCUGACCAAAGAGCUGCCCAAACUGGCCGAAGAUGUGCUGGAUAAAGAUUACAAAGAUGUGGUUUUUCACUGUGCUCUCAGCCAGCAGAGAGGUCCCACUGCAGCCAUGUCGUUCUUGCGGUAUCUCAAUAAAACAGAAACGGAAAUAAAAGGUCUGACAGUCUGGAUUCUGAGAGGAGGGUUCACAAAGUGGCAGGAACUGUAUGGUGAAGACGAUAGUGCCACUGAAGGAUACGAUAAGCGGAUCUGGGAGUUCCAGUAA